GAAGAUAAACAGACCCACUGGUCUUACGCACCGGUGUUACCACAUUUUGCUAGUGAAUACAGUGUUGGUAACGAUGGGGCUGAGAAUUAGACGCAUGUCAUGAUAGCUAGUUGUAGGACAGUGCGGCAUAAUGUGGUUUUAGAACACACGGAGUUCUGUUACCAUGACAAUUACGUCAAUAUUAGUGUCGGUAACUAAAGGUCAUUCUAAAGACAAGCGCCAGUCAGACGGAAGGAAACAGAAUGGCGGAAGAAAACUUCUCAGUGUGCAAUUCAAGCCGGAUGAUGAUGUAGUUUUAGUCACUUUAACGCAUUUUUUAUUUGUUUUGUGUAAUUCCGUUCCCCUGGCUGCUGUGCGAUGCACGGUCGAGAAAAGGACACAAGCUCUCCCGUAUCGUUUGCACUCCAGAGCAAAGCUUGUGGAUUACCGUUGACUUCUCUUGCUACUAGCUUUCAAUGCUGUAGCACUACAUGCUAUGCUAUUCGGUAGACUUUUUAUCGGACUAAUCUUCAAAUUAACAACGUCGGAACAAGUUAAGGAAUGACCUAGCAUCCGACAGUUUAGUUACGCUCACAUUGUCUGAGUAGUUACUUUUUCUCUACUUGGCUAGUAGGUUACUAGUUAACUUGUUAAGGUUAGCUAGCUAGCUAGCUAAUGUUUGCAUUUAGUUAGCUAGCAAACGUUAGCUUUCCUUCUACAAGUACAAGUUAAUUUUGACAUGACCUAGGUCUCCCAGCCGGUUACUAGUGGAAACAAGCUUGCGUACUUACUGAAUUGAUGGGUUCUCCAAUUCAAUAUAAUGAAACUAAAUUAGCCAGCCAUUAAAGAACAUUUUAUGAUCAUUUUAGCCACGGAGAAAUCUAGUUUAGGUCCAAAUGAUGGGUGAUUUCUCUUUGCCUAUCCGAUAGUUAUAUUUAAACAAUUUGUAUAUGGUAUUGAUGUAUCGGGUAAAAAAAUUGAAAGAAAAAGCAGUUUAGGCAGAUCUUUCAAACGAUGGACAUUUUUUUGUUAAAAUAAUAAAAAAAUGACUUGACCAGGUGUGAAAUAACUGAAGCUGUCUAAGACAAGGGACUAUCUGGCUAAGAUCAUUAACUAAUAUGACGUUUAUUAUCGUGAUAUUCCACAGUACAUAAUUCCUGUCAACCAGAAGAGGGCAGCCAAGGUCAAAGUCGACCUUGUAAAAUUCCAUGUCCUUUAUUGGGCUGGCAAGUGUGAAUAAACAUGGAGCAGCUCACGCUGUUUAGCACUCAGUGAAGGUUGGUUGUCAGAUGUUGUAAACAUCCCCGACUGGAAGCUGUGUUUAUGUACCAACUUCCAGUAGGAUGUUUUCUCCUCCUGGCCUCCCCAGACUCUCCCACUGGUGUGUCAGUAGUAUGACUUGUUUAUAAUCCACCUGUUUAAGAGCCGUAGGAUUCAGGUUCGUUGCUUUUUAGUACAUUUCAAACAUUCUGUUGCGACUUUCUGUCUGAUCGCUGCACACAUUCUGUCUGGCCUUUUAAGACGUCCUCUCUGGGCCUCUUUGUAAAUACUCCAUCUGGAUCCUGAAAACAUCCUGCCCAGCCUUUGUAAACAUCCUACACUCAGCUCUGGCCUGUGUGCGGCUGGGGAGAGGCGGUUUACCCUGGCUGGACUGGUGACCGCCUGCCACACUCCUGGGGACAAGGAAUUGCUAAGGACCAAUAAGUAAUCAUUAGGCAGUGAAGCUUCUACUCAGGUACACUAUGUGACUCAGGCCCUAACUCACCCUCACCCUCCUAUCGUAGACUGCCUCUGUUAAAGUCAGUUCCAUUUAUUUUGUUAUUAGAUACACUUCGACUUUGUCAUCUUAAUGAUUUUAUUAAUAAACUGAAAUAAGAUCUAAUUCCUUCUUUGUCUGUUUGGCUUGUUGGGAGUUAUGUAGAAACAUUGGAUAAAGAGUGUGCUUACAUACUUGACAAAAAUGACAGUUUUACAGACAUGUCGAACAGCGUUUUAGAGAUGUACACGUAUCUCUAAAACAGACAUAAUAAUGAAAGUUGACAAAUUGCUGAAUUUGUUGUCUCUUGUCCUCCUAGCCACAAGUGGCGCUCAUGCGGAUAACCGUCGCCCAGAAAGCUGCCCUGCCGAUCACCUCGAGACUUCAUCCGCCAUACUAGGCAUCGCAGAUUCGCCAGAACCUUACCUUUAUUUAACUAAAAUUGAGAUUUAAAACUGCUUAUUCAAAAAACGUAUCAGUAACGCAUUUUUGCCAAUGAAUGAAAAAAUAUAUAGUCUAGAUUGUGGGAAAUAUGAGCACGUCUAAACCAGGUGAUGUUGCAAUCUACAUGUGUAAACUAUGCAACCAGUUCUCGAAACAGCGGGACCAGCUUCUGCUCCACUGCACCCAGCAGCACCAGGCUGCAGAACUGCCUCAGGACGAGAUAAUAGUAUCUCUUCUACCUCUAUCAGGCCCUCCCCAGGAAGCCACAGACAGCCAUGUGAAACGAAAACGAGGGAGGCCUAAAGGCUCUACCAAGAAGAGCUGUUCUGAUAAGCUUGUGGUAGACCUCAACGCUGCCCCUCCUGCCCAGGACCAGACCGAAGCUGUAGAGGAAAAUGACAAGUCCCUGGACUGCAAAAGAUGCAACCGCAAGUUUAGCAACAGACGGCAGAUCCUGAAGCACAUCUGCCUGAUGGCUCUGAAAGAUGAGGAGGAGGAGGAGGAGGAGGUGCAUUGUGAGAGAGAUAGUGAAGGUGGGCCGAGUGCUGAGGAGAAAGAUGAGGCAAGAGCAAGAAGCUCCAAGAGGGCCCGGACUCUGGGCUCUGAGAAGUGUUCUUCCAUGAAGCAGCCGGAACGUGUUGGAACCCCAUGCAAAAACCCCAUAAUCAAUGUGGUUCUCACCGCCCAUGAGGCACUCCCUGGUGCUACAAAGAUAGUUCCAAUUGAAGCCGAAGCUGGUCCUUUAGCGGACGAUGCCUCUCAGACCAUGGCUGCUGGACCCCAGGCUACUGGCUCUCAGGCCUCUGCCCUCCAGGCAUCCACCCCCAUGGAGGCUGCCCCCCUGGCAGAGGGGCCCAGGAGGGGUUUCCAGGAGUACGCCAUUCAACAAGACACCUAUCAGGAGCCACUGAAGCCUUGCAGGUCAGUGCAGACCCAGCUAAAGAUCUUCACAUGUGAGUACUGCAACAAGGUCUUCAAGUUUCGCCACUCUCUACAGGCCCACCUGCGUAUCCACACCAAGGAAAAGCCGUUUCUGUGCCCCCACUGUGACUACGCCAGUGCCAUCAAAGCCAACUUGUGCGUCCACAUGCGUAAACACACAGGGGAGAAGUUUAGCUGCGGCCACUGUUCCUUUAGCUGCCUGAGCAGGGGCCAACUCAGAGUGCACGUGGAGCGCGUCCACCAGAGGAUCAAGCAGCACUGUCCUUUCUGCAAGAAAAAGUACUCGGACAUCAAGAACCUGCUGAAGCACGUCCGCCAAAAACACAACAUGGAAGACGCCAAGGUGAAGGAGGCCUACGAUCAGCUGAGGCUGCAGACCCGCGAGGGCAAGAGGCAGCUGCUUUACCACUGCAGCACGUGCCAGCGCAAGUUCAAGAACCAGCUGGAACGCGACCGCCACAUGCUAGUCCACGGCACCCAGCGUCCGUUCAGCUGCGAGCUGUGCGACCACGGCUGCACCAAGCUGCCCGUCUUGCAGGCCCACGUGCGGAAACACCCGUUUAUCUACGUGUGCUCUUCUUGCCAGAAGAAGUUCAUCAGUUCCAUGCGCCUGAAAGCCCACCUGCAGGAGGCUCACCCUGACUGGGACGAGGCAGAGGCCUUCCCUGAGUGCAUCGGCAGCAGCUUUUGCUUGCUGGAGCCCGGAGACGACCUCAGGAGAGAGAUGCUGAAGCAGGACGAGCUGAGGAUCGCGCAGGAGUUGGCCCAACUAAACGUGCCCGGCGAGGAGGGAGCACAGGGAGGGGAGGAGGAGACUGAGGAGAAGGGGUUCGAAAGAUGUAGGAAGGAGGAGGGGAGGGAGCAGCUGACCAAAGACAAGGGAGCAGGGAGUUGCCGGAAAGAGGAGGAAGAGGAAGAUGGGAGAGAGGAACUGACUGAGGAGAAGGGGGAAGUGAGGUGUAGUGAGAAAGAGGUGGGGGUGGGACUUGCAAAGCCAGACUGCGCCAGGCCUUCUGCAGAGACUUCCAUGUCAGACCAGGCUACCGACAGCCCCGAUCACUUUGAAACUGCAGAGACUACACAGGGAGUCAACAGUCUAGAGACAGUUGAUAGAUCACUGAACAUGCAAAGAAAAUGUCCUGCUGAGAAGGUAGCGACGCCAGCACACACACCCGCCGAGGGACUGAGCGCUUUCCAGCAGAUAGUGGACAAGAUGCAGAAACGUCGUCUGUGCAUGGCUCUGUUUGAGAGAAUACGAAGACUGUAUGGCGAUCUAGAGUGUGAAUACUGUGGAAAACUGUUCUGGUACCAGGUGCAUUUCAACAUGCACGUGCGCACGCACACCAAGGAGCACCUGCACUACUGCAGCCAAUGUAACUACUCAUCCAUCACCAAGAACUCCCUGCAGCGCCACAUGGUCCAAAGGCACAGUAAUGUGCUGCUGCGCUGUCCUGCCGUGGCCUGCACCUACAACACACCUGACAAGUACAAGCUACAAGCGCACAUUAAAACUCACUCAGACCAGGAGAAGAAAACCUUCCCAUGCCCUGCGUGCGAGCAAAGGUUUACAGAGGACAGACUUCGUUAUCACAUUAAAACAAGCCAUCCAGAGACUCCAAUGAGCGCGCUGACGGCGGUUCUAGGUGUGCGUGUGCAGGUGAAGGGCAAGAUCGGCACGCGGCCUUCCAAGUGCCCCUACUGCGACUCCUACUUCCUUAGAAACGGCACCGACCUGCAACAGCACAUCUGGGCUCACGAAGGAGUGAAGCCUUUCAAGUGUUCCCUGUGCGACUACGCCAGUCGCAGCAAGAGCAACCUGAAGGCCCACAUGAACAGACACAGCACAGAGAAGAGUCACCUGUGUGACACCUGCGGCAAGAAGUUCAAGUCCAAAGUGACGCUGCGCAGCCACAGACUGAUGCACUCAGACGAAGGAAAGCAGUACAAGUGUACAGAGUGUGACUACACGGCUGCGUACAAACCAGGGCUGCUGAGGCACAUGGAGCAACACGCCUCGUUUAAGCCUUUCCGAUGUGCUCACUGCCACUACUCCUGUAAUAUUGCGGGACCCCUGAAGAGACACUACAGCAGGAAGCACCCCGAGGAGGAGUACCACAAUGCCGGCCCUGGAGGAACAGCCAUCCCAGAAGCAGUGGAACAGCAAGGUGGUGUCAACUGCCCAGUGUGCGAGUUUGCCUAUGGAACCAGGUGGGAGAUGAAUCGGCAUCUAAAGAACAAGCAUGGCCUCCGCUUGGUGGAGAAUGAUGCAGCUGGAGUCACCCACUGGGAGGUGGUGGAAAGUAUGGAGGAGCCCACCGUUCAGUACCUUCAAGUCACUGAGGCUGACGAGGUGCAGGAAGAUCAGGGGGUGGAGACCACCCAGGAGGUGCAGACCACCGAGAGGACAGAGACGGCAGCAGCGGCCCUCCAGGACCUGCGCUUCACAGAGAAUGGAGUUGUAACAUCAGCCGAGGGGCUCGAGCCCUCAACGAUGAACAUCCUCCAGCAGAUCAUUGAGCUCGGCUCAGAGAGUCACGAGGCUUCAAUGGUUGCCAUGGCACCUGGCACAGUGACUGUGGUGGAGCAGGUCGCGGAAGAGUCGUCGGUGGGUAACCAUAGCGACCAGGCCGUAUUGAUCCAGGAGGCAUUCCAGCGAGCGGUGGGCCUGGGGGAACAGCACCACCUAGUGGUGGCUUCAGACAACCUGGAGGGCAUUGAGACAGUAACGGUCUACACACAGGGAGACGACGCCAACCAGUUCAUUGUGUACGUCCAGGAGGCCCUGCAGACACAAGAACAGACUGUGGAGACAGACUAGUUAUGUCACAAAUCAUGGAGGAUCAGAAUCACUGCAUGUUGUCUUACUGACAGCUGAUCCAUCUACUGCCCUUUUGAUGGCUUGAAAUGUAUCAUUUCGUUAUUUUUGAGCAUUUAAUUUUAUACAAAUGUCAUAUUUGCAUUUUAUACAAAGUGUUUUACUCCUGAGAAGACUUAAACAGAUUUACAUUUUCCAUUCUCUCUCCAAUGGAUUGUCAAUCUGGGACACACCUGUGAUACUGAGUAGCUAUUGCAGUUUGUCUUCUGCACAGAAUCGAAUUACUUUGCAUCCUUCUGAACUGUCUAUUUAAACAAGAUGGAGUGACAAAUCUGAAACAAUAAAAAGUUCUAUCAUGA
Messenger RNA from Hypomesus transpacificus, 6295 nucleotides. Its product is annotated as zinc finger protein ZFAT-like. The coding region runs from base 2268 to 5939 and encodes 1223 amino acids. Lineage: Eukaryota; Metazoa; Chordata; Actinopteri; Osmeriformes; Osmeridae. Gene Ontology annotation, molecular function: RNA polymerase II cis-regulatory region sequence-specific DNA binding; DNA-binding transcription factor activity, RNA polymerase II-specific. The record is from RefSeq and is a predicted model, not a curated record. Gene Ontology annotation, biological process: regulation of DNA-templated transcription. The transcript has 17 exons.